AUGGCAUCAUCUCCAAAAUCUCCUUCGUCAGACGAUCGUAUGAACGACGCGUCUUCGACAGAUGAUGAAGAGGCCGAUGCUCGUCGGACAACUGAUCUGCGCGAGCGUGAUGCAUUCGCCAAACGACUUCGUGAACGUGAUGAAGAACAAACGAAAAAAAGAUUCAGAACUGAACCUGUUGCACAUGACCCCGAUCGAUCGAAAUUGUCGGUUCAAGACUUACGGAAUAAAUCUCGUCGUGUUUAUCUAGCCAAUCGAAAAGAUAAAAAAUUGCAAGAACUUGAAGAUGAAUUGGCCGACGAAGAUUAUUUAUUCAAAGAUGUCAAACUAUCCAAACGUGAACAGCAAGAAAUCCAAGCGAAGAGAUAUGCUUUGUACCUUGCACGUGAACAUGAAAAAGCUGAACAAAUGGAAAAUGUCGAACGUUACCAUAUGCCAACUGGCAAAAGCGAAGAUACUUCGAAAGCUGAUCGAUAUCGAGAGGAUAUGCGUUCUGCGGACAAUAAAUCUCAUGCACAAAAUUCAGAUCAGCGGCGAUGGGAAGAUGAAGUGAUUCACACUGCUAUAUCACAUUAUGGCUCUUUAGAUAAAGAAGCGAAAAGUAAACAACCGAAAUAUGAUUACAUUCUUGAUGAGGAGAUUCAAUUCGUUCAACAACUGACAAUUCCUGGUGUGAAUGAAAUUCUGCAACAACAGAAAGAAAAAGUUAGAAAUAAUGACCAACAAGAAGACGAACAUAAACGUAAACAGCGAACAUUACAAGAAACACGGAAGACAUUGCCAAUUUAUCAGUUUCGAGAAGAUCUGAUGAAGGCAAUAUGCGAUCAUCAAGUUUUGAUCAUUGAAGGAGAAACAGGUUCCGGCAAAACAACUCAAUUGACUCAAUAUUUGUAUGAAGAAGGUUAUUGCGAAGCCGAUAUCGAAGAAGAUGAAGAGGAUGAAGAUGAUGAUAACGAAGUUAAUUUACCUGGCAUGAAGAAGAAAACGAAAAAGAAGAUGAUGAUCGGUUGUACUCAGCCUCGUCGUGUUGCUGCUAUGUCCGUUGCCGCACGUGUCGCUGAAGAAAUGGAUGUGAAAUUAGGUCGUGAGGUUGGUUAUUCAAUUCGUUUCGAAGAUUGUUCAUCUGAUCGUACUGUGAUUAAAUAUAUGACCGAUGGUAUGUUGCUGAGAGAGUUUCUUGGUGAACCCGAUCUUGCUUCAUACAGUGUCUUGAUUGUCGAUGAAGCGCACGAGAGAACUUUACAUACGGAUGUGCUAUUCGGACUAGUGAAAGAUAUCGCACGUUUUCGACCGAAACUUAAACUACUGAUAUCAUCUGCAACAUUGGAUGCGGAUAAAUUUUCGCGAUUUUUCGAUGAUGCGCCCAUUUUUCGUAUUCCCGGUCGUCGAUUUCCUGUGGAUAUUUACUAUACAAAAGCACCCGAAGCCGAUUAUAUUGAUGCCGCUGUUGUGACUGUCCUACAAAUUCAUGUCACUCAACCAUUAGGCGACAUUCUCGUUUUUCUUACUGGCCAAGAGGAGAUUGAAUCUUCAAACGAAAUGUUACUCGAAAGAACAAGACGACUCGGCUCGAAAAUCAAAGAAUUAAUUAUCCUACCAAUUUAUUCCGUUUUACCCUCGGACAUGCAGGUGAAAAUCUUUGAACCAGCUCCACCCGGUGCGCGUAAAGUCAUUUUGGCUACUAAUAUCGCAGAAACAUCAUUAACUAUUGAUGGAAUUCAUUACGUUAUUGAUCCAGGAUUUUGUAAACAGAAAACUUACAAUGCGCGAAACGGUAUGGAAGCAUUAACGAUAACUCCAAUUUCGAAAGCUUCAGCUGAUCAACGAGCGGGUAGAGCUGGACGUGUCGCUCCAGGGAAAUGUUUUCGAUUGUAUACAGCUUGGGCAUAUCAGCACGAAUUGGACAAUAAUACAAUACCUGAAAUUCAACGAACAAACUUGGGCAAUGUAGUUCUACUACUGAAAAGUUUAGGUAUCAAUGAUUUAGUUAAUUUUGAUUAUAUGGACCCUCCACCCAUGGAAACAUUACGUCUAGCAUUUGAACAACUUUAUGCGCUUGGUGCAUUGAACCACAAAGUCGAAUUAACAAAACUGGGUCGUCGUAUGGCUGAAUUCCCACUUGACCCAAUGUUAUCCAAAACGAUUCUCGCUAGCGAAACAUAUAAAUGUUCGGCAGAAAUUCUAACGAUUGUUUCUAUGCUUUCGGUCAAUAACUCAAUAUUUUUCCGUCCAAAAGACAAAAUGCUUCUAGCUGAUACUGCUCGUCAAUCAUUUUUCUCACCGGGUGGCGAUCAUCUGUCAUUACUGAAUGUUUACAACCAAUGGAAAGAUACAGAUUAUUCCACGCAGUGGUGCUUUGAGAAUUUUAUUCAAUUUCGUUCGAUGAACCGUGCUCGUCAAGUUCGCGAUCAGCUCGAAGCUUUAAUGGAACGUGUCGAAAUCGAUAUCCAAUCCAAUCCAGCUGACACUGUCGGUAUCCGAAAAUCCAUCUGUGCUGGAUUUUUCUAUCACACAGCGAAGUUUUCGAAGAAUGGAAUGUACAAGACAGUUCGUCAUCAGCAAAGCGUCUUGAUCCAUCCAAAUAGUUGCUUAUUCGAUCAAAUUCCACGCUAUGUUAUCUACUUCGAACUCGUUCUUACCACAAAAGAAUAUAUGAGACAGUUGAUCGAAAUUGAAAAUGAAUGGCUACGCGAAACGGCACCACAUUUUUAUAAGACGAAGAAGUUAGAUGAUGACGAAAGUGUGAAGAAGAUGCCGAAAGUUAUAGGCAAAACGAAAGCAGAACUUGAACGUAGAUAUGACUGA
Adineta ricciae is the source of this 2805-nucleotide messenger RNA. Lineage: Eukaryota; Metazoa; Rotifera; Eurotatoria; Adinetida; Adinetidae. The record is from the annotation of a GenBank genome assembly.